AUGUUGCUUACACUAUUAAAAUCUCUCCUCGUGAUACUCGUGACCUUGAUAUUGAGAGUCCUAUACGAUACCAUAUCAUGCUACUGGCUAACACCUAGGCGAAUCAAGAAGAUUAUGGAGCGGCAAGGCGUAACCGGUCCUAAACCGCGUCCACUAACCGGAAAUAUUGUUGAAAUAUCGGCUAUGGUUUCUCAAUCCGCUUCUAAGGACUGUGAUUCGAUUCACCAUGAUAUCGUCGGCCGCCUUCUGCCGCAUUAUGUUACGUGGUCCAAACAAUAUGGGAAGAGAUUUAUAGUGUGGAACGGGACGGAUCCUCGUCUCUGCCUAACAGAAACGGAGUUGAUAAAGGAGUUGCUAAUGAAACAUAACGGUGUAAGUGGAAGAUCGUGGCUCCAACAACAAGGGACAAAGAACUUCAUCGGUCGUGGCCUCCUUAUGGCUAAUGGCCAAGACUGGCACCACCAACGUCACCUUGCUGCACCGGCAUUUACCGGAGAAAGGCUUAAGGGCUAUGCAAGGCACAUGGUGGAGUGCACAAGUAGGUUAGUAGAGAGGCUGAAAAAGGAAGUUGGGGAUGGAGGAGGUGAGGUUGAGAUAGGGGAAGAGAUGCACCAGCUCACGGCGGAUAUUAUAUCGAGGACCGAGUUCGGAAGUAGCUUCGAGAAAGGCAAAGAGCUCUUUAACCAUCUCACCAUCCUCCAACGCCGAUGUGCUCAAGCCACCCGACACCUCUGUUUUCCGGGCAGCCGGUUUCUUCCAAGCAAAUACAACAGAGAGAUAAAGUCUCUUAAACAGGAAGUGGAACGUUUGUUAAUAGAGAUUAUACAAAGCCGGCGAGAUUGCGCUGAGAUGGGCCGGAGCAGUACUCACGGCGAUGACCUUCUUGGGCUUUUGUUGAACGAAAUGGAUAGCCACAAGGAUAACAAUAGUGACAACAACAAUCUUCAGUUGAUAAUGGAUGAAUGUAAGACGUUCUUCUUUGCUGGCCAUGAGACCACCGCAUUGCUCCUCACAUGGACAAUGAUGCUCCUCGCCGAUAACCCCACGUGGCAGGAAAAAGUCCGUGAUGAAGUCAAAGAGGUAUGUGAUUGCGACGGCGUUCCCUCGGUUGAUCAACUAUCCAAGCUCACCUCGUUAAAUAAAGUGAUUAACGAGUCAUUAAGACUAUACCCUCCAGCUACUCUUCUACCAAGGAUGGCAUUUGAAGAUAUAAAACUAGGUGACCUAACAAUUCCCAAAGGUUUAUCAAUAUGGAUACCGGUCCUCGCGAUCCAUCAUAGCGAAGAAUUAUGGGGAAAAGAUGCUAAUGAAUUCAACCCCGAACGCUUUGGAGGUAGACCAUUCGCGCCUGGUCGACAUUUCAUUCCUUUCGCAGCGGGUCCUCGAAACUGCAUCGGACAAUCAUUUGCGAUGAUGGAAGCAAAAAUAAUAUUAACAACGCUAGUUUCGAAGUUCAACUUCACGAUAUCAAACAAUUAUAGACAUGCCCCGAUCGUUGUGCUUACUAUAAAACCUAAAUAUGGAGUUCAAGUGAUAUUGAAGCCAUUGGAUUCCUGA
This is a messenger RNA of Arabis nemorensis, 1557 nucleotides long. The record is from the annotation of a GenBank genome assembly. Lineage: Eukaryota; Viridiplantae; Streptophyta; Magnoliopsida; Brassicales; Brassicaceae.